Molecule: messenger RNA, 987 nt
Organism: Aureobasidium melanogenum CBS 110374
Lineage: Eukaryota; Fungi; Ascomycota; Dothideomycetes; Dothideales; Saccotheciaceae
Product: dihydrodipicolinate synthetase
Exons: 2
Coding region: 1-987 (328 amino acids)
Molecular function (GO): 4-hydroxy-tetrahydrodipicolinate synthase activity
Source: RefSeq, a predicted model, not a curated record
AUGGCUCCAACAUCGACGCACGAUUUCGAUGCUACUGUGUCUGGAUCAGCCUCUAAUAUCAGGACAGAACUGGAAGCAGGCAUCUACGUCCCGACCGUGGCUUUUUUCAAAGACGAUGAAGAAUUAGAUGUUGAGACGACGCGCAAGCAUGCUUUGAGACUGGCCAGCAGCGGCAUAAAAGGCAUAGUCACGCAUGGUUCGAACGGAGAAGCCGCGCACCUUAGCCACGAGGAGCGAGUUCUCAUCACCCAGACGACCAGACAAGCUCUUGACGAUUCGGGUCACGAUGUCAAACUCAUCGUGGGAUGUGGAGCUCAAUCCACGAGAGAAGCAAUAAAGCUUUGCAAGGAUGCCGCUUCUGCUGGCGGUGACGCUGCACUCGUCUUGCCGCCAAGUUACUUCGCUUCGCUGCUAUCAUCAAAGCUUCUCCUUGACCACUACCGAAAAGUUGCUGAUGCCUCACCAAUCCCCAUUCUGAUUUACAACUUCCCAGCGGUGCAAAGCGGACUCGAUAUUACCUCUGAUCAGAUCAUUGAGUUGGCACAGCAUCCUAAGAUCGUAGGUGUCAAACUCACGUGCGGUAACACAGGAAAGCUGGCUCGGGUUGUGGCUGCUACGAAAAGUUCGAAAUUCCUGACGUUUGGCGGUUCUUCCGACUUCCUCUUGCAGACUUUAGCGGUAGGAGGUGCUGGCGUUAUAGCAGGGCUGGGCAACCUCGCGCCAGUGACGAAUGUUCGAGCGAUGCAAGCAUAUGAGGCUGGCGAGCUUGAGCGAGCACGCGAGAUGCAAGCUGUUCUGGCUGAAGCGGACUGGGUCGCGAUCAAAGGUGGAUUCGUAGCUGUCAAGGUCGGGCUCAAUCAUGCUUGUGGCUACGGAGGACAUCCAAGGUUGCCAUGUGCGAUGCCUGAGACGAAGGUGCAAUCAGAGAUGACAGUCGGAUUUGCUCGACUGCUCGAACUCGAGCGCAGUCUCCAGAAACAGCUGUAA